CUGGUUCCGAUUUCACAGAACCAGAACUAGGACCAGAUAGGGCUCAGUGUGACGUCAGGGCAAACUGAAGCCAUCAGAACUGGGUUUCUGGGUCUUCAGUGAGGUUCUGGUGACGGUUUAAUGAUGGAAACAUCCAAACCCAACAGGACUGGGUUACUACCAACCACCGAGGUUCUGGUCACUGAAUCAGUCCAUGUUGGAUCACCAGAUCACCUCCAGGAGAACUUCGCUCGUCUUCUCAGGACUACUGAUUGGACCGUCUGGGCUUCCUGUGUAGAUGUAGCUUCCAGAUGUGAUGGCGGCAGACAGAAGGUCCAGUAGAGACCAGCGGUGAUAGAAUCUGUAACCUGGAGAACCGAGCCUUUGGGUCUUAGAGUAGGAAACCAGUAAACAGGUACUGGAGCAGUGGAAGUCCUAGAAAACCGGACACAUUGAAGAUCUGGUCUCAGGGUAAUGCUGGAUGGUUGAAGGAACACUUUGAGGAUCUGUUUAAUCUAGUUCUAUGUGGAGGAGACGGAGCUAAAAUAGCUGGAAAAUCUAGCAGGCGGGACUGAGGUUGGACCCGAGGAGCUAAAGGUUCUGGACGUUGUUGGGUUGUUCAGUUGACGUGUCUUGAAUGGAGGACUGGACCUGGUCCUCUGGUGUGGCCGGUCUGGCUGGUGGUCUUUGGGGGCCAUGGAGGAUCCUCAGGAGGUGAUGAGGAAGGACUGGAUGUUCAAGCUGGUUGGGAAGGAGUCGUUCUCGCUGGGCGGCGCCGACACCAAGGCCACCAUCAACAUCGAGGCCGUCGGCGGCUUCGCCUACCAAUACUCGCUGACCGUCGGCGGGAAGAGCCUGCAGAAGUUCAUCGACCACAGAGCCAAGACCACCAAGACCUGGGUGGUCCGGGUGGACGGGACGGACUGCAGGGUCGUCCUGGAGAAGGACACCAUGGACGUUUGGUGCAACGGGCAGAAAGUGGAGACAACGGGAGAGUUUGUGGACGACGGCACAGAGACCCACUUCACCCUGGGUGAACACUCCUGCUGCAUCAAGGCCACCAGUGGAGGCAAGAAGAAGAACGGCAUCGACCACAGCCUGCUGCUGGACGGGCUCAAGGUUCCUGCUUCCUCCCAGUAGAGCCGGACCAGAACCAGUAGAGCCGGACCAGAGGUUCAGACAGACCCAGCAGGGGGCGCUGUUGAUGGCCUCGCAGAUGUGGGACUUCUUCUUCUUCUUGUUUUUUUUCUCUGACUAACAAAUAAAGCUGUAUCUCAUCUGCUGGGAUUUUAUUCUGAAA
Messenger RNA from Gambusia affinis (western mosquitofish), 1279 nucleotides. Its product is annotated as fas apoptotic inhibitory molecule 1-like. Bases 676 to 1119 code for a protein of 147 amino acids. Lineage: Eukaryota; Metazoa; Chordata; Actinopteri; Cyprinodontiformes; Poeciliidae. The record is from RefSeq and is a predicted model, not a curated record. Gene Ontology annotation, biological process: positive regulation of neurogenesis; canonical NF-kappaB signal transduction; negative regulation of extrinsic apoptotic signaling pathway via death domain receptors. The transcript has 4 exons.